CCCCGCAGGCUGCUCGGCAGAAUGGCCACGGAGGAGCGGCACCUCUCCUCCAGCUGUGGGUCCUUCAUCAAGACCGAGCCCUCCAGCCCGUCUUCUGGCAUCGACGCCAUCAGCCACCACAGCCCGAGUGGCUCCUCCGAUGCUAGCGGUGGCUAUGGCAUCGCCAUGGGUGGCCACCCCAAUGGCCUAGACUCACCCCCCAUGUUCAAUGGCACGGGGAUUGGUGGUGGGUCCUGCCGUAAGCGUUACGACGACUGUGCCAGCGCCAUCAUGGAGGACUCACCCACCAAGUGCGAGUACAUGCUCAAUGCAAUCCCCAAGCGGCUGUGCCUGGUGUGUGGGGACAUUGCUUCUGGGUACCACUACGGCGUGGCUUCCUGUGAGGCAUGCAAAGCCUUCUUCAAGAGGACUAUUCAAGGGAAUAUUGAAUACAGCUGCCCGGCUACCAAUGAAUGUGAGAUCACGAAACGGAGGCGCAAGUCCUGUCAGGCCUGUCGCUUCAUGAAAUGCCUCAAAGUGGGGAUGCUAAAAGAAGGUGUUCGUCUGGAUCGAGUCCGUGGAGGCCGACAGAAAUACAAGAGGAGACUGGAUUCUGAGAGCAGCACUUACCUGAGCUUACAGAUCCCUCCCCCGGCUAAAAAGCCAUUGACUAAGAUCGUCUCCCACUUGCUGGUGGCUGAGCCAGAGAAGAUUUAUGCCAUGCCUGAUCCAACCAUGCCGGAGAGUGACAUCAAAGCCCUGACAACCCUCUGUGACCUGGCAGACAGGGAACUGGUGGUGAUCAUUGGCUGGGCAAAGCACAUCCCAGGGUUCUCCAACCUCUCCCUCGGGGACCAGAUGAGCCUUCUUCAGAGUGCCUGGAUGGAAAUUCUCAUCCUGGGCAUUGUGUACCGCUCCCUGCCAUAUGAGGACAAGCUGGUCUAUGCUGAGGACUACAUAAUGGAUGAAGAGCACUCUCGUCUGACAGGGCUGCUGGAGCUCUACCUGGCCAUUCUUCAACUGGUGCGCCGCUAUAAGAAGCUCAAGGUGGAAAAGGAGGAGUUUGUCACACUCAAAGCUCUGGCCCUUGCCAACUCAGACUCCAUGCACAUAGAGGACAUGGAUGCAGUGCAGAAACUCCAGGACCUUCUCCACGAAGCCCUGCAGGACUACGAGCUGAGUCAGCGCAAUGAGGAGCCCCGGCGAGCAGGCAAGCUGCUCCUGACCUUGCCCCUCCUGCGGCAGACGGCUGCCAAAGCUGUGCAGCACUUCUACAGCAUUAAACUGCAGGGCAAGGUUCCCAUGCAUAAACUCUUCCUAGAAAUGCUAGAGGCAAAGGUCUGACAGCCCCAGCGCCAGCCGACAGUGGCCGGGGAACAAACUAGAAACAAAGAUGCAGACAACGGAGUAAUCCAAACAGCAGCAGCAGCCACCGCCGGCUUUUAUCUCCAAUCAUUUAUUAUGGAAGAAUUAUUUAAUGUCU
This is a messenger RNA of Pipra filicauda (Wire-tailed manakin), 1462 nucleotides long. It is a transcript of the gene ESRRB, whose product is annotated as estrogen related receptor beta. Gene Ontology annotation, cellular component: nucleus. Bases 22 to 1323 code for a protein of 433 amino acids. Lineage: Eukaryota; Metazoa; Chordata; Aves; Passeriformes; Pipridae. Gene Ontology annotation, molecular function: DNA-binding transcription factor activity; zinc ion binding; steroid binding. The record is from RefSeq and is a predicted model, not a curated record. The transcript is spliced from 6 exons. Gene Ontology annotation, biological process: regulation of DNA-templated transcription.